AAUAGCUUACUCUUUUCUCAGUCUGUGGAUAGCAGACAUCCUAAUGGAAUAAUAAAAUGCAGCAAGCUAAUAACAUCAAGAUGCUCUAUCAUCUGUUUUUUGUGGUUUUUGGUUUUUAUGUGGUGGAUGCACAGAAACCCACAUGCCUUAUUGUUGCUCCAAAUGUAGUUCACCUGGGAGUGGAAGAGACUGUGGGUGUACAGCUUCAUGGAGCCACUAAAGAAAUGAGAAUGGAACUUAUACUUUGAAAACAGGAACAAUUCAGAAAUUCGGUCAGAAAAAAAUCUAUAAUCCUCAAUGAAAACAAUAACUACCAGGCUGUGGUAAAACUCAAGAUUGAUGCUACCACAUAUGGGGUUAUUGAAAAGAAUCCAUAUGUGCAACUUGCUGCCAUAAGCAAUGAUAUAUUUGAGGGACAACUUGCCAGAAAAGCCAACAUCUAUUUGUCAACAAAAAGAGGGUACAUAUUCGUCCAAACCGACAAGCCAAUAUAUAACCCAGGAGAAAAUGUCAAAUACAGAAUCUUUAUUCUAGACAACUACAUGUUACCCAUACAAGAUGAACUCCAUGUUCAAAUAACCAACUCAAAAGGCUUGAUUGUUUACACGGGUUUUGAUAUUAACCAAAUCUUGGAUAAAACUAUCACUAUACCAGAAGUUGAACGUAAAACAGGCAAAUGGAAAGUCAUUACAUCGUUUCAUAAAUUCCCAGAAUCGACCACAACAGUGGAGUUUGAGGUCAAAGAAUAUGUUUUGCCCACAUUUGAGGUGAAGAUUGAGGCUUCACAGCCUUACCAUAUUUUGAUGAGCGAGUCCUUUCCAUUCAACAUCUCUGCUAGAUAUACUUAUGGAAAGGGAGUCAAUGGGAUUGCAUAUGUUCGAUUUGGACUUGUUGAUGAAAAGGGCAUUAAGAUAUAUCUUCCAGGCACUGAAAAGCAGAUAACUGUAGAGGACGGCACUGCAGGAACAGCGGUACUUACUGAAGACUUAAAAACAGCAUCACAAAAUAUCACUCAAGGCCAUAUAGAAGGAUAUUAUUAUAUUGCAGUCUCAGUUUUGGACAAAGCAAGUGGCAUGCUGGAGGAAGCCGAGAGUUCCUCUGUGAAAAUUGUGACAUCUCCAUAUGUUGUUGAUCUGUCAAAAACCAAGAGGUAUUUCACCCCUGGUGGUGUGUUUUCUGUUUUGGCUACUGCAACUUAUCCAGAUGGAAACAGAGUCCCAAACCUGAAAUUUACAGCCACCAUAACAAUUGAUGGAUCAUCAGAGCAGAUUCUGCAAAAGGAGAGCUUUGGAAAUGAAAUGGGAGAUGUUGCCAUGUCUUUUCAAAUUCCACCACAAGCUAAGAACUUAGCUAUAACAGUAUUUGCUGAAGGUGGAGACCAAGUCGUAAUUCGUAGUGAUAAUAAGAUGACUGCCAGUGCAAUAAUAGCUGAAGAACAGAGCUAUCUUAGUUUGGAAGUAGAGAAACAGUUCUUACAAGCUGGUGAGGACUUGAAAGCCAGAUUGCGGGACAUCACCCCUGAGGGUGCAGCCAAACCGACUUUCUUUAUUUUAUGGUAUGUUUGGAGUAAGGGGCAAAUUGUGCAGAUUGGACGGGUGCCGAGAACUGCAUUCACAACGGUCAAUGUGAAAGUCAACGUGGAUAUGGUGCCCUCUUUUCGUAUGGUGGCAUACUAUUAUACAGGCUCCUCAUCAAAAGAAAGAAUAGUGGCUGAUUCUGUGUGGGUCGAUGUGAAAGAUGUCUGCAAAGGCAAUAUAGAAAUUAAUCCGCUGGCUGAGAUAAAACCUGCAACUCAGUUUGAGGUGACAGUCGAGACGAAUCCCAAGACUAAAGUGGCUCUUGUUGCGGUGGACUCUGCAGUUUAUAUUCUCAACAAAAACAAACUAAGCCUUCAAAAGAUGUUUGAUUAUAUGAACUCAUAUGACCUGGCCUGCUCUGUUGGAGGAGGAGAGGAUUCUAGUGCUGUUCUGCAGAGAGCCGGGCUAACUUUCAUUUGUAACUGUGAUCUUGAAAGCCCUAAACCCCUAGAGCAUAAGUGUAACAAAAAAACUACCAAUCGUGUCAGGAGAGCACCAGACUAUGCUAAAUACAAUGCAGUUGUUAACAGCUUUAAGAAUCAAGACAGGAAAUGCUGUUUAGAUGGUGUAAGGCCCAGCAAAAUGCAAACAUCCUGUGUCGAGCGUCUUAAAAGAGUAAAAGAAUCGGAGAGCUGCCGUAAGGCUUUUAAAGAGUGCUGCGAAGCUGCAGAUGAGAGGAGGAAGAGGGAAAAGUUUGAGAAGAGAAAAACCAGCCUUGGAAGAGUCGUUGGUGACUCAUUUGAUGAAGUUGUGAUUAAUGAGGAUUUGAUCUACAUCCGUAACUAUUUCCCACAGUCAUGGAUGUGGACAGUCAUUGAGUCAGAUAACAAUGGCUUAAUCAGGCAUGAAGUGGUUGCCCCUGAUUCCAUUACCACUUGGGAAGUCCAGGCUGUUGGCAUUUCUCCCACUAAAGGAUUUUGCAUUGCUGAGCCAAAGCCCUUGACAGUCUUCAAGGAUUUCUUUUUGUCCGUCAACCUUCCUUAUUCUGUGAGGAGAAACGAGCAGCUUCAGGUUAAAGCCGUUGUGUACAAUUACAAGCAGGAGAGUUUAAAGGUAAUAGUGAAGCUGAAUAAGGUGGAGGGUUUGUGCACUGCUGGAGGUAAUGAUGUAAAGGAGGAGGUCACAGUUUCUGGUAACUCAGCAGUGACUGUGUAUUUCACCGUGGUGCCCCUUAUUAUUGGAAACCUCCACAUUGAUGUUCUAGCCUAUGCUUCUGAAAUCAUCCAUGAUCGAGUCGAAAAGAAACUUCGUGUGGAGGGGGAAGGUGAAAUCACCUCUAUCGACAGAGAGUUCAACAUUGACCCAAACUGGAAAAAAAUGGAGAUUAACAUUUCAUCCCCUGUUGAUGAGGUCCCUGGUGGUUUAGACUCUGAAACCUCUUUCAGUUUUAAAGGUGGAGUGAUGGGCGAGUCAAUAGACAACUGUCUGAACCUGGAAGGUAUUGAUAAACUGAUUCAGCUGCCAACUGGCUGUGCAGAGCAGACAAUGGUGAAGAUGUCUCCUGCUAUUCAUGCCAUGAGCUAUCUGGAUGCUACCAACCAGUGGAUAACACUGAAAGCUGAACGCAGAGAUGAGGCCCAAUCAAUGAUCCAAACUGGUUACAACACAGUCCUCACAUACAAGAAAAAAGAUGGCUCUUAUGGAGCUUUCCUGAAAACUCCUAGCAGUAUUUGGCUUACUGCAUUUAUUGCUAAGGAGCUGACGGGGUCUCGAGGAAUUAUCAAUGUGAACGAAUUAUAUAUUCAGGAGGCCAUGACCUAUCUGGUCUCCAAACAGAAGAGCAAUGGGGCAUGGGAUGAUCCCAAUCCUCUGUAUGACCAAGGAAUGAAGGGAGGAGUAGGACAGGUGACAGAUGACGUUCCCCUCACUGCCUUUGUGCUUAUAUCAAUGAACCAUGCUUUGAAAGUGUACGAUCUGGGAAGUGAUACAGAACUGAGAGUAGCUAUGGAUGAAGCAAAGUCCUACCUAGAAGGUCAGCUGGAUGCUUUGAGGAGUCCCUAUUCACUUGCUAUUACAGCUUAUUCCUUGUCCUUGCAUGAUCAUCGAAGUGCAGAAGCUCGGAAAGCACAACGAAAGCUACAAGACAUUGCUAACUGUGAUGCCACAAAGUGUUUUUGGAAAGCCAAGGGUGGCAGAGGUGCAUCAGAAGACAAAGCUGAUGCUGGAUCAGUGGAGACCACAGCAUAUGCUCUGCUCACUGCCCUGAUUGUGGAUGACAAGAGCACGUCUAAACGCACUGCAAACUGGCUGACAGAGCAGCGCAAAUACGGUGGAGGAUUCCGCUCCACACAGGAUACAGUUUUGGCCCUUGAAGCUCUGACAAAGUACAGCAUACAGAACAAUGAUGUUGACGAUCUGAAUCUGAGAGUAGAAAUGUGCCGUGAAAAUGGCCGAAAAGAAGAUUUACACUUGACCAAAAGUAAUGCACUCACGACGACAGCUGUUAAGGUCAGAGAUGUUGGGAAAGUUACCCUAAACAUUCAGGGAACAGGACGUGGAACAUUAGCUGUUGUGCAGACAUACAGAACAAUGAAGAAGGAUGAAUCAUUCUGUGAUCUUUUUCACCUUAAUGUCACAGUGAAAGGAGAGCUGGAGUACAAAACUGACAAUAGUCAAGAUCUGCUUGAAGAUUAUUAUGAGAAUUAUGACACCAGUGAAGCUCAAAAUGAAGAGCCCAUGAGCAACAUGCAGUGGUUUGACCUCCGCAGUCGCAGAAAAAGACAAAUCUCUGAGGAGCCGAAAAAAGAGAGUUCUCUCAUAUACACAGUGUGUGUGGGCUUGAAAAAGAAGAACUCUGAGGGGAUGAUCAUAGUGGACAUUUCUCUUCUGAGUGGACUGAUACCAAACAGCAAAGACCUGGAACAUAAUGUAAAGGGCACAGAGAAGUACAUUGAUCACUACGAAAUUCACCACAACAAAGUCUAUCUUUAUUUUGCGAAGAUCACUGAAACAGAGGAGUGUCUUCAGUUUGGAGCUGAUCAGGCUGUUCCCAUGGGUCUCGUCCAGCCUGCUUCUGCUGUCAUUUAUGACUAUUACAGUCCAGAGAAGAGAUGUGGCAUUUUCUACACAGCGCCACAGAAGAGCCCCAUGAUCUCCAAACUGUGUCAAGGGGACGUGUGCACAUGUGCGGAAGGUGGUUGUGCGAAGCUGAAAGUCACCUUCAGCAAGGAUAUGAAAUCCAACACCAGGAGUGGUUUUGCUUGUUAUGAUCCUAGCGUUGACUAUGUUUAUGUGAUCAAAAUUCUCAGCUCUAGAACUGAUGAUGUUUUUAUGUACUACACCACGCUGAUCACUGAUGUUCUGCAGACUGGUAAGAUUGGUUUCGACUCAGAAAUUCAGAAAGGUGAAACUCGUCAGAUGAUCCAGCGUUUAUCAUGUGAGCUGGAGCUGAAAGACGAAGCCCAGUAUCUGCUCAUGGGCCAAGACAGGGCAAUCUCAGUGCAGAAUAACGACAGACAACAAACCAAAUACAUACUGAACAAUGACAUGUGGAUCGAGAAGAUACCGGAAGAGAAGAGGUGCAGGUCGACCACAAGCCGCUCAGCCUGCUUUCUCCUUACUGAAUUUAUAAAGCAGCAUCCCAUUAAAGGCUGCGACAUCUAGAAGACGCCAUGCAGAUAAGAAAUAACCACUCUGAACAUCCUUAUUUGGCUCUGUAAAUCAUGUGCUUUUAUUUCUAGUGCAUACUGACAUAUAAAGAGACUCUUACAGUUGUUUGGUACAUUGGAUAGUAAGCAUUUCAAUUCAGUUUUGCAUGUGUAUUGGCAAUACAGUAGAUUUACAUUACUCUUCAUUCUGUUAGAUAAAGGGAGAAAUUUAGCGAAAUGGAAUAAAAUUUCUGCAGAUUUC
Danio aesculapii is the source of this 5426-nucleotide messenger RNA. It is a transcript of the gene c4, whose product is annotated as complement component 4. Gene Ontology annotation, biological process: complement activation. The record is from RefSeq and is a predicted model, not a curated record. Lineage: Eukaryota; Metazoa; Chordata; Actinopteri; Cypriniformes; Danionidae. Gene Ontology annotation, molecular function: endopeptidase inhibitor activity; protein binding. Gene Ontology annotation, cellular component: extracellular region.